Molecule: messenger RNA, 837 nt
Organism: Lolium perenne
Lineage: Eukaryota; Viridiplantae; Streptophyta; Magnoliopsida; Poales; Poaceae
Source: RefSeq, a predicted model, not a curated record
GAGAGGACCGUGACUUGGGCUGAUGAUCAGAAGAAAUACAUGCUUGAUUGGUACAUCGACUACUUGAAAGACGCCUACUCACUAAACCCAUCAAAUUCUAUGAAGAGAUGCAGGAGCUGUUCACUGGAUCUAGUGCUGAUGGUUCAUUAGCUAUGGAUCAGAAUACAUGCAUGGAUGUUAGUGAUGAUUCCGAUAGUGAUUCAAGGGAGAUGCAUGACCUCAAUGGCUAUACACCACCUGAAGAUCCACUUGGUGAUGAUUCAGACACAAUACCAACUCCUAUCACAAAUGCAACCGGUGAGAACAACUACCCUUCCAACUAUACUCGAUCUGGUAUAAAGCGUUCACGAGGAAAUCCUAUGUGUACUGUAUCAACUAAGAAGGCAUCAAAGUACAAGAGUCGUCUUGUAGAGUCCAAUGAUGAAAUCACAGCUACAAUGAAAUCACUUCGGGACACACUUGUUGCCACUGCUCCUCCUCAUAUAUCACAACUUGUUGAUCCACAUGCAACGUUGUGGCAGCGACUAGAGACUAUCCCAUUGACACCUGAUCAAAGAAUUAUCGUUGGUGAGCAUUUGUCUUCUAAGGAGAAUGAAGUUAAACGUAGCUGGUUGUGCAAUGCAAGUGAUGGUACUUUGCAUGCUUGGGUCUUCAAGUUCUUAUGUGAGAAGGAAGGGUUAAAUCUGUGAACUCUACAAGUUGGUUGCAAGCUCAUUUUGUCUAUGUGUGCUACUCACAUAACGGCUAGAAUAUGUUUAGUGAGAAUGCUACUUUUGUUGCUUAUCAAUGUUAGCUGAAUAGAGCCUGAUAAGUUGUUGUUAGUCAUCUGGUUCGACA